Messenger RNA from Daldinia childiae, 516 nucleotides. Its product is annotated as putative prefoldin subunit 5. Gene Ontology annotation, biological process: protein folding; regulation of DNA-templated transcription. The record is from RefSeq and is a predicted model, not a curated record. The transcript has 5 exons. Gene Ontology annotation, cellular component: cytoplasm; prefoldin complex. NCBI's taxonomy places the organism in Eukaryota, Fungi, Ascomycota, Sordariomycetes, Xylariales, Hypoxylaceae. Bases 1 to 516 code for a protein of 171 amino acids.
AUGGCUAGCGGUAACGGCGAAACAAUCAACCUCGACACCCUGAGCGCCCAGCAGCUUAGCCAGGUGAAGAAACAACUCGACGAAGAACUCGAGCACCUGACGUCGUCCUUUACCCAGCUCCACGCUGCUCAGUCCAAGUUUCGCGAAUGUCUACGCUGCGUCCAGGAUAAAAAUAAGUCGCCCGCUCUACGGGAAAACAAUGCGAUCCUCGUCCCCCUUACCAACUCCCUCUACGUGCGUGGGACUCUCGCUGACGCGUCCCACGUCGUCGUCGACAUUGGCACCGGCUUUUACGUCGAGAAGGAUAUCAAAUCGGCGGCAGAUUUCUACGAGAACAAGGUGGGCGAGUUAGGAGCAAGUAUAAAGGAUCUAGAAGUAAUUGUGCAGGGCAAAACUAACAACGUACGGGUUGUCGAAGAAGUAGCUAAUACAACUCGCGAAACUAUUAGUUUUGAGGCAAAAAAUGGUCGGUGGAGCGCAGCAAACAGCACCAUCGUAAACGGCCAAGAGCUGUGA